Molecule: messenger RNA, 2792 nt
Organism: Halichondria panicea
Lineage: Eukaryota; Metazoa; Porifera; Demospongiae; Suberitida; Halichondriidae
Product: general transcription factor 3C polypeptide 3-like
Exons: 18
Coding region: 98-2701 (867 amino acids)
Biological process (GO): transcription by RNA polymerase III
Cellular component (GO): transcription factor TFIIIC complex
Molecular function (GO): protein binding
Source: RefSeq, a predicted model, not a curated record
GCCGAAGUGUAUAAGGUCAAUAUCCUCAUACCUAGAUCCAACUCCCAGCUCCAUAUCCCACUGCAUUUGUACUCUGUUCAUCAAGAGUGUACAGUGCAUGGAGAAGGACUGCCCUAUGGAGGAGGGUGAACCCUCUCACUCAGAUGAACCUGGGCCCUCAAGAACACACUCUGAGGUAGAGCCAGGCAAUGAGGAAGAAGAGGACGAAGAUAUGGUGACUCAAGUGAAUAAUUUCUUUGCCGAGCUGUCCAACGAUCAUGGCCGCAAGAGACGAAGACUGAUCGAGUCUGGUGCUAAUCUCCCCCGCAGAAAGAGUAUGCUUCCUUCUCACCUCAGUCAAGUGAUGGGUAACGCCAACCUGAGGCUGGCCACGGGUGAUCGGGCUGGAGCCAUUGAGCUCUGCAUGGAGAUCAUCCGACAAGCCCCUCAUGCAUCUGAGCCGUACCUGGCCCUGGCAACAGUGUACGAAGAUCUUGGUUACGACGAGAAGUUGCUCGGAAUCCUCAUGAUUGCCUCCCACCUCAAACGUUCUGAUUGUGACAUGUGGAUCAAGACUGGGAACCUGGCCGUGAAGCUCAAGGAUUUCCGCAUUGCCAUUCACUGCAUCAGCAAAGCUCUCAGACUCACCCCAACUGACACCACCCUCCUCUGGCAGAAGUCCACUCUUCACAGUGAGCUGGGUGAGCCUAGGAAGGCCCUGGACACUCUCCACUCUCUCCUCAAGGUUCUUCCACAAGACAACAGUCGGGAGUAUCUAGAGGUCACUAAAGAGAUGGCAAGACUCCACCACACCCUGGAGGAAACCCCUCAGGCCGUCUCUCUUCUUGGCCAGUUGUUGGACUCACACCACACACUGGUGGACGAGGAGGUUGUCAACCUAUUGUCUGAGCUGUGCAUACUCACCAAGGCCUACGAGCAAGCUUAUGAGGUAAUCACAGAUUACUACCGCAUGAUAACGCAAACGCAUCCUCCGGAAGAUGAACCCUCGUCACCGCCGCCAACGUCCGCUAGAGAUCACGUGACAUCACAUGACUCACCCCUCCUCUCAUUGACAGCCACCCUGAGAAUGUCCAUAGCUGGCGAUGAAAUGGAUGGAGUGUCUACUGACUUGAGUGAACCACAUAAAACACAUGUUCAUGGUCAGCUGCAUGUGCCUGAGGAGGUGCCUGUGGACUUGAGAGUCAAAUUGGCAGUAGCUAUGAUCUUCCUGGGGCAACCACUGCCUGAGGAGCUUCUGCAGCCGAUAUUCAACAGUCCUGAAGAGUAUGGAGACUUGUUCCUAGAUGUAACCGAUGCUCUCACUGAGUGUGGCGAGUACGCCCAGGCCUUGCCUCUCCUAACCUUGCUGGUGCACACACGGAAAUACUCUCAGGCUGGGGUGUGGCUAAAGCUGGCCGAGUGUCGGCACAUGCUCAGUGACCUGGAGGCAUCAGCUGCGGCCUAUUCCAAAGUCAUCUCCCUCGCUCCAAACCACACUGAGUCAAGACUCAAGUUGGCCACACUGUACGUCCAGCUGGGACAAUCUGACGAUGCCCUCACACUGUUGGAGACAGAGCCAGGCGGUGAAGAGGGUGCUGGUUAUCACCAUAGCGAUAUGACAACUGCCGAGUUUGACCCUCGAAGUGAGAUGGAAAUGAGAGAUAAAUCAUUGCAAGAUACUCGAGUGGUUCUGCACAGAUAUAACCUGUACUUGGGUAAGGGAGACACACCAGGCUACAGCAAGGCGGGCAAGACUCUCCUAGCAUUCUUCUUCAGGGACUUUUACUAUCGACAUGAGCUCAAAGAGAUGACCCAACUCAAACGGAUAAAGAUCAAGUUGGGGCUCGACCCUGAGAAAGGACGUACCUCUUCAGAGCUGAGGAGGGAGGAGAAGGAGAUGGAGUCACUGCUCACGGUGGAAGAGUGGUAUCAGACCUUUGUCACCACCUGCAAGGGGAUGUUCUCUCUUGGCCCCUCUAAUUACAACACGAUCGUGCAUUUGAUUUACUGUGCGUGCGUUGCCAGGAAGUUUUCUACGAGUGAAGUGAAUAAGAGGUUUCUAUUCUUCUGUGUAUCCAUAGCAAUGCUGAUUCAAGAUUACAGUACAGCAUUCUUAGUCCUCAAGAUUCUAGGAAACACUUAUCCAGAUUGCAAACACGUAUGGAGUAUUAUGAACACGCUACCUCUCGAUACUAAGGUCUACAAGUUCAUCCUCCGACAGUGUUUUAAGCACCAGUCCCACCCCUUCCUCACUCGAAUCCUCUCCGCUCACAAUCACGCUGGCGGCCAUUACAAAUUUGCCCUCUCGCAGUAUGUGGUCAAUUUUAACGAGAUUGAUGCCUCUAAUGACAAGUACCUGCUGAGUCUGUGUAUAGCCAUUGUGCUAAUCAACAUGACCUGUCAGGCUAGGACCAGCACUGCAGGAAAGAACUCUAACAUCACACAGGCAGCAGCGUUCCUACACAUGUAUAUGAAACUGAGGGGAGAGUGUCAAGAGACUAACUACAACCUGGGAAGGGCCUUUAAUCAGCUAGGUAUCCUACAUAUGGCUUGUCACUUCUACAAGAAAGUGCUGUCAUUGGAGCCAGAGUGCUCUCAUCCUAAAUGGAGAGAGGUGUCUGAUUUAAGGACUGAAGCAGCGUUCAACUUGUCACUUAUCUAUCGUGCCAGUGGUAACAAACAAAUGGCCUUACAAACACUCAGACAAUAUUGCAUACUUUGAUUGUCUACGUAAUAUCUGUGUUUUGUUUUCUCAACUGUCACUUUCAUUUAACCCAUAUAACACAACACACCAUAUAACACAACACACAUUA